CUAUUUUAUUUUGGAAAAUUAAAAUGCGAUUGAGGCGCCAACCUUUUGCUAAAUUCGAUGCGAGUACGAACCCAUUUUUAUGGAAUUCUAAAGAUGUGAGCAUGUUGAUGAUUUGUAUACUCUCUGUGAGUAUCACUACCUAUUCAUUUCAUACAGUUUUAUUUUACUAUUACUUCGAAAAGAAUGUUGUCCCUGCAGAUUAUGUACCGGAUGCAUUUAUUUUUCUUCACACAUUGAUUGUCGUUUAUGUGGCAAAUGCAAUCACUAGAAAGUACACUAGUGAAAACAAAGAUCAGAGGAAGGCCUCAAGAAAAAUUUAUGUUUAUGUUGGGCUAAUCACAUCCAUCGUGGCUUUCGUCGUACGUUUAGCCGUACUUGGAUUUAUAGCUGAUCCCGAAAAACAUGGCGAUGAUUUCCAAUACCUGUAUUUCAGCAAUUUUAUGUUUCUGUUGGAAAUCAGUCUUUGGUUACUUUCGCUCGAGUUCGACAUUGAGGUUACGAGAGAAGGAAAGAAAAUUAUAGUUCAAAAUCAUUCGAACGAUGUUAUCAUUGGUGCUGAUCAUUAAAAUUGUUUUGCAAGGAUAGCUUGAAGAUAAACUCACUGUCUAAAUGCAUGGAUUCAAUGCAUUAUGGGAUUAGCCUUGUUUCGUAAUUAUUCUAUUCUUGUGCAUUGAGAAAGAGAGAUAAAAGAAACGUGAUGCUCGAAAUUAUGUAUUUUAUAUUACAUGUGUACGAACAUAUGACUGUAUUGAUAAGGACAACCAACAUUUUUUUUAAAAAAGGAAAUCUGCCUAUUCUUAAUUUUAAUUAUAUGAGAA
Mucor mucedo is the source of this 818-nucleotide messenger RNA. RefSeq lists its product as uncharacterized. The transcript has 4 exons. Lineage: Eukaryota; Fungi; Mucoromycota; Mucoromycetes; Mucorales; Mucoraceae. Bases 24 to 566 code for a protein of 180 amino acids. The record is from RefSeq and is a predicted model, not a curated record.